ACCAACGAAGUAUCAACAACAACUCUUCUUCUCUCUUUCACUCUCUCUUUUCUCUCAUCACUGUUUCAUGCAAAACCGUUUCUAGGGUUUUCAUUUUCCAUCAUUCUUUCAAUUCAACUACGAUAACAACAACACCAAUCUCACUCUCACUCUCACUCGUCGCGAUGUCAUCGGCGAAGAAACUCAUCAACGAUCCGAAUGAUGUUGAGACUGAAUUCAUUGAUGGUCUUAUGGAGACAUAUCCUUCACUGCAGUAUUUGGAUGGCUAUCCUAGUGUGAAGGUUGUAUUUCGUGCAGAUGUUUAUCCUGGUCCACCAUAUGAUAAAGUUGCAGUUAUAUCAGGCGGUGGAAGUGGCCAUGAGCCUGCUCAUGCUGGAUUUGUGGGGGAAGGAAUGCUGACUGCAGCCAUAUGUGGCGAUGUCUUUGCUAGUCCAACUGUUGAUGCUAUUCUUGCAGGGAUACGAACUGUAACUGGUCCAAUGGGAUGUCUUCUUAUUAUAAAGAACUAUACUGGGGAUCGUUUGAACUUUGGUUUGGCCGCUGAGCAAGCAAAAUCUGAAGGUUAUAAAGUAGAGAGUGUGAUUGUUGAGGAUGAUUGUUCUAUACCUCCACCUCUAGAGAUGGCCGGAAGAAGAGGAUUGGCAGGGACUAUUCUGGUUCAUAAGGUUGCAGGAGCUGCGGCAGAUGCUGGUCUUUCUCUUGCUGAUGUUGCUGCGGAAGCAAGAUAUGCAUCUGAAAAUGUGGGAACAAUGGGCGUUGCUUUAAAAGCGUGCACACUCCCUGGUAGGAUUUUUACAGAUCGUUUUGGGCCAACAAAAAUGGAAGUGGGUCUUGGAAUUCACGGGGAACCUGGGGCACACGUGACUGAUAUACAGCCUGUGGAGGCAGUGGUUUCUGAGCUUCUGAAUCAAAUAUUGUCCAAGGAAACAAACUAUCUUCCAAUAUCUCGGGGUGAAAGAGUGGUACUCAUGGUCAAUGGGUUAGGUGGCACCCCCUUAAUGGAACUAAUGAUUGCAGCAGGAAAAGCAGUUCCUCAAUUGAUGGUUGAGCAUGGAUUGGCUGUUGAUAGAGUUUAUACAGGGUCAUUCAUGACUUCUCUUGAUAUGGAAGGUUUAUCAAUUUCUAUCAUGAGGGCUGACCGGUCUAUUCUUCAACGAUUGGAUGCUGAGACGAAAGCUCCUUAUUGGCCUGUUGGAGUUAGUGGUAAUCGUCUUCCUGCAAAGAUUCCUGUUCCAAUUCCACGAUCUCGGUCAGCAAAGAUUGUUGAGCCACAGAGUCAACCUCUGAAAUUAACUGAGCAAGGACAACUUCUUGAGCAAGUCAUUGUAGCUGCUGCAACUGCACUUAUACAACUCAAAGACACUCUAAAUGAAUGGGACUCUAAAGUUGGUGAUGGUGACUGUGGAUCAACUAUGUACAAAGGUGCAACGGCAGUUCUUGGGGACAUAAAAAAUUACCCUCUGAAUGAUGCUGCAGAAACUGUUGGUGAAAUUGGAUCAACAAUUGGAAAAUCAAUGGGAGGAACAAGUGGGAUCAUAUAUUCAAUUUUAUGUAAGGCGGCAUGUGCACAGCUGAAAACAAGCUCCCACUCUGUUAUCACAUCAAAACACUGGGCUAAAGCACUUGCGGCAGCCAUUGAGGCUGUUAGUAAAUACGGGGGAGCUAAAGUUGGUUACAGAACAUUGCUAGAUGCCCUUAUCCCAGCAUUGUCAUCACUUGAAGAGAGACUAAAUUCUGGUGAUGAUCCUGCCACUGCUUUUUUCACCUCAUCUCAGGCUGCACUUGAUGGAGCCGAGUCUACCAAGAAAAUGCGAGCAAAGAAAAAUGGGGAGUAAGGGAAGUUUAAUUGAGUUGGGUUUUCAAUAAGCAAUGCUUGGAUCUCCUCGGUAAAUCCUAGCAUUCAAAUGCUUGGACCAUGCCGUCAAGUUUGUCGGUCUUUUUUUUUCUCUGGAUCUGUGAAGCUUUUCCUGUGCAGUUGCUUUUACGUUAUACCAUUUGUAACUCAUAAAGCUUGUCAAUUGUGCUUAAGUGAGCCUGGUUUAGUGGUUAAUGUGAUAUGCUUUGAUUCUAAUGGCCUAUAUUUUAGACUAUUCGUCAAGUUUUUGUGUUUGUGUAUGAUAGCUUCUGGAUCCACUCAGAAGAUCGUUGUUAAUAACCAUUUACCAAAACAGUUUCAAAACAACCCUAAAUAACAAAUAAUGAUAUUAUAUGAGAAAUGCAAGUUAUUUCAUAAGACAUUAUUAG
Messenger RNA from Vicia villosa (hairy vetch), 2244 nucleotides. Its product is annotated as putative 3,4-dihydroxy-2-butanone kinase. Lineage: Eukaryota; Viridiplantae; Streptophyta; Magnoliopsida; Fabales; Fabaceae. Gene Ontology annotation, molecular function: glycerone kinase activity; ATP binding. Gene Ontology annotation, biological process: glycerol catabolic process. Gene Ontology annotation, cellular component: cytosol. The coding region runs from base 165 to 1835 and encodes 556 amino acids. The transcript is spliced from 20 exons. The record is from RefSeq and is a predicted model, not a curated record.